Nicotiana tabacum (common tobacco) is the source of this 1429-nucleotide messenger RNA. Lineage: Eukaryota; Viridiplantae; Streptophyta; Magnoliopsida; Solanales; Solanaceae. The record is from RefSeq and is a predicted model, not a curated record.
GAAUUUCAAAAUGCAGCUUGGCCAAGCCAGGUUUUAACAACUGUUAAGUACACUCUUCAUCUUCCAUCAACAACCACAGCUAAAGUUUCAGAGAAAAAACUCAACAGCAGCAAUGAAAUCCGCAGCAAUUUUCAGAAGUUUCUCGAAUCUUCCAUCAGGCCAAACUCCAAACUCAGCUCAUCGGCGCGUAGCUGAGCGACUCCUUUUACUGCCGAAGCCAAGCGCUUCACUCCCGAAAAAAGUAGGUAGCAGUAGCAGUAGUAAAGCCAGAAGUAAAACAUCUGCUUGCGACACAAUCUCCGCUAGCUAUGGGGAUAAGGAAUCGGAUUCUGUUAGUUCUAAUGAGUAUACUUCUCCGGCGAAGGCACUCCGGAAACUUCUAGAAUCGCCGGGAAUUCAUCAAGGUCCUGCUUGUUUUGAUGCUCUCAGUGCUAAGCUUGUUGAGCGCGCCGGCUUUGAUUUCUGCUUUACAACUGGUUUUGGAAUAUCUGCCACACGAUUAGGAGUGCCAGAUACAGGACUAAUUUCUUAUGGAGAGAUGGUGGCUCAAGGUCAAGAGAUCACACAAGCAGUGUCCAUACCAGUAAUUGGAGAUGGAGAUAAUGGAUAUGGUAACGCCAUGAAUGUCAAGAGAACUGUGAAAGGAUAUAUUAGAGCAGGUUUUGGAGGAAUAAUUCUCGAAGAUCAGGUUUCUCCCAAAGCAUGCGGUCAUACACGUGGCAGGAAGGUCGUCUCUAGAGAGGAAGCAAUAAUGAGAAUAAAAGCGGCUGUUGAUGCUCGAAAGGAAAGUGGAUCUGACAUUGUGAUUGUGGCACGUACUGAUUCUCGUCAAGCAGUCUCUUUUGAGGAAGCACUUUGGCGGGCACGUGCUCUUGCUGCUGCUGGAGCUGAUGUUCUGUUCAUUGAUGCUCUUGCUUCCAUUGAAGAGAUGAAAGCUUUCUGUGAUGUCUAUCCACUGGUUCCGAAGAUGGCAAAUAUGCUUGAAGGUGGUGGUAAAACGCCAAUACUCACUCCUAUUGAACUUGAGGAACUUGGAUACAAAAUUGUGGCAUAUCCACUUUCCUUGAUGGGGGUAUCAAUAUGUGCAAUGCAGGAUGCACUAUCUGCCAUUAAAGGAGGUCGGAUACCUUCACCUGGAAGCAUGCCUUCAUUUGAAGAGCUAAAAGAAAUCCUAGGCUUCAAUACCUACUAUGAAGAAGAGAAGCGUUAUGCAACAACAAGCAGCCAACUUCCUUCUCUGAAAGGCAAUUUCUCAUCAAGAAGCAACGAGUAUGGUGUUCAACCUGGCAUCCCAGCUGAUACUGAACAGAGGGGUCAAAUACCACAGAACCCUGUUGAGGUACUGAUUCCUGAGGUGUAUGACAAAUUUCCUGGAGAGGGUGCAAAAGGAAAUUUCUCAGGGAUCUGGUCUCGGAAAUUAAGAGUAAAA